Molecule: messenger RNA, 716 nt
Organism: Arabidopsis lyrata subsp. lyrata
Lineage: Eukaryota; Viridiplantae; Streptophyta; Magnoliopsida; Brassicales; Brassicaceae
Exons: 3
Coding region: 48-593 (181 amino acids)
Source: RefSeq, a predicted model, not a curated record
AAAAGGAAAAAAAUUGGAACUCCAGAGGAAGGAAGGAAGAGUGAGAGAUGGGUAUGGCGAGGAAGAUAAGCAAAGAGGAAGUUGUAGAGAAGCUUAAGGACGACGGAGAUUUUGAUCGCCUUCGUCUUAAAAUCAUACGCCGCCUCAAAGAUAACGAGGAAUUACGGAACAACAUGAUAGCAAUUGUCAAGGAGUCAACAGCUUUGAAACGACAGGGUGCUCAAAAUAUGAAAACCAGGCAACUUUCUGAUGCGAUAUUCGAAGAAGUCGGGAGCAAGAUGCUAAGCCAGCUCUCAGAUGGAUUGUGGGGGAUAAUAAGAUCAGAGGACGGGAUGAAGAAUGAAAUCAGAGAAACCGUGCAAUCCGUCUACGCCACAUUAUCUAACCCGGGAGGCGAGAAAUGUGGAACAUCUGCUAGAAAAGUGGAACAUAAGAUCCCAACACCAUUCCCAGAAACAAGAGCUGAUUCCAAAACCAGUCCAGCGAGUAAACAGAAGCAAGAGCUGGUUCAAAGAGUUGUAGAAGAUAACAAAGGAGAAGCAUGUAGUGAUGAUAAUGAAGAAGAUCCUGAACUCCCUCCUGGUUUUGGCUAAAAAUGUUUUUGAUGUAUCAAUAAAACUCCCUGAAACAUUUAAUUGCGUUUAAGGUAAUAACACUAACUGUUUGUAAUAACAACAAUUACUCUACUUCACAAGUUAGGUGUUUAAAAACGUUAA